CCAUGGCCACCGACAACACCAAGUACUAUGAGCUCUACCGCCGAAGCAGGUAUGCGCCGCGCCCCAACACGCCGACCCUGCGCGAGAGUGCUGGUGGCUAACACAUGCUGCAGCCUGGGCGGCUCGCUCACAGACACGCUGGACCACCUCAUCACGGAGCGCCGCAUCGAGCCCCAGCUGGCCAUGAAGAUCCUCGCCAACUUCGACCGCGCCGUCGCCGACGUCCUCUCGGAGAAGGUCAAGGCCCGCCUGACAUUCAAGGGCCAUCUCGACACGUACCGCUUCUGCGACGACGUCUGGACCUUUAUCAUCAAGGAUAUCAACUUCAAGCUCGACAACACGCACCAGAUCCACGCCGACCGCGUCAAGAUUGUUAGCUGCAACGCGAAGCGUCCCGGCGAGGCAUAGCCUGGCGCCUCUCCCCCCGACCACCAAAGACGUCCCGGCUGGAGCCAGGCUACCAGGCAGAGCGCCGCAGCUGAAGAUGCGCUGGAGACGGGCAACGAAGCGCCAGCUCCCGCGCCAACGCCCUUGCGCAGGGCCGGUGUUGUCGCACGUUUUAUCGGAGUUAUAAGUUGAACAGGACUACCACGAUACCUAUGGCAUAAAAGGCGUUGGGAGUUUGCAUUGGAAAUUCGACCCAGAACCAGCAUUUGUGAGAAUGGAAUAUGAAUGGUGCAUGCACACAUAUA
Messenger RNA from Exserohilum turcica Et28A, 692 nucleotides. RefSeq lists its product as uncharacterized. Gene Ontology annotation, biological process: transcription initiation at RNA polymerase II promoter; RNA polymerase II preinitiation complex assembly. The coding region runs from base 52 to 408 and encodes 118 amino acids. The transcript has 2 exons. Lineage: Eukaryota; Fungi; Ascomycota; Dothideomycetes; Pleosporales; Pleosporaceae. The record is from RefSeq and is a predicted model, not a curated record. Gene Ontology annotation, cellular component: transcription factor TFIIA complex. Gene Ontology annotation, molecular function: RNA polymerase II general transcription initiation factor activity; TBP-class protein binding.